CAUACCGUCCAUUUGCUGCCGUCGUCAUUCCUGGGCUUGUUUUAACAGAUUGUGUCCAGUUGGAGGUUAAUACUGGAACCAGCUGGAGUGGAAUAGGGACUUUUUAAGGAUGUCCCGACAACAACUGGCCGUGCAGCGGGCCAGGAAGUCCUUCCAGACGGGAAAAACCAAACCUCUGGAAAGCAGGAUCCACCAGCUGAGGAACCUGCUCCGCUUCGUUACAGAGAGACGGAAGGACAUAGCAGAGGCUGUCAAGAAGGACCUCAGCAAGAGUGAACAUGGGACGGAGCUAUUUGAGACACUGGGAGUGGAGGGUGAGAUCAAGCUCGCUAUCGAGAAGCUAGCCGAGUGGGCAGCUCCUCGGCCAGUGGAGAAGAGCCUCCUCACUGUAUCGGAUGAGGUCUUCGUGCAUCCCGAGCCCCUUGGAGUGGUCCUCAUCAUUGGUGCUUGGAACUAUCCCUGGGCUGUCACCCUGCAGCCGCUGGUCGGAGCUAUUGCUGCCGGUAAUGCAGCUGUAAUAAAACCAUCUGAGGUCUGCUGUCACUCUGCUAAGGUCAUGGAGGAGCUCCUCCCUCGGUAUCUGGACAAGGACCUGUACCCGGUAGUGACCGGUGGAGUGCCAGAAACCCAGGAGCUGCUCAGGCAGAGAUUUGACCACAUUUUCUACACGGGCAGCAGCACAGUAGGCAAACUGGUGAUGGAAGCUGCGGCUCGCAACCUCACCCCAGUCACCCUGGAGCUGGGAGGGAAGAGCCCCUGCUACAUCGACAAGAACUGUGACAUCACUGUUGCGUGCCGUCGCAUCACGUGGGGAAAGUUUGUCAACUGUGGACAGACGUGUAUCGCUCCGGACUACGUCCUGUGUGAACCCUCCAUCCAGAGCAGAGUACAGGAGGAGAUCAAGAACUGCAUCAAGGAGUUUUACACAGAUGAUCCAAAGACUUUUGAGGACUACGGACGAAUCAUCAACAAGCGGCAUUUUAAGAGAAUCAUGGCUCUCAUGGAGGGCAGCACAGUUGUUGUUGGUGGAGACUCUGAUGAAUCCCAGUGCUAUAUAGCUCCCACUGUGCUGAAGAACGUUACAGGCGAAUCCAAAGUGAUGAAGGAGGAGAUCUUCGGGCCACUGCUGCCCAUCAUCACAGUGAGUGGUGUGGAUGAGGCCAUCCAGUUUAUUAACGAGAGAGAGAAGCCGCUGGUCAUCUAUGUCUUCUCCAAUGAGAACAAGCUGAUCAAAAGAGUAAUAGCUGAGACAUCCAGUGGAGCUCUGCUGGCUAAUGACUGUCUGGUUCACUUCACUGUCAGCUCGCUGCCCUUUGGAGGAGUUGGUCACAGUGGUAUGGGAUGCUACCACGGUCGCUACGGCUUUGACCAGCUGAGCCACAUGCGCAGCUGCCUAAUCAAACAGCUGAAGAUGGAAGGAGUCAACAGCAUGCGUUACCCCCCACACACUGCCAAGAAACUGGGCUGGGCUCGGUUCUUUCUGCUCAAGCAGAUCAAUUUGGGCAGGCUGCGUCGCAUGAUGCUGCUGGCUAUGUUUGUGGGCGUGGCAUCGUUUGUGGUGCAGUCCUUGUACCUGAUAGUUUUAAGCCACGUACCAGCGACCUAUGAAUCAUUCAAGUGUAUAAAAGGCACCGAAGUCAAGGAAUCAAACAGUAUUGUCUACCAGAGGUGGGACCAAGUCAUUGUUUUGCAAGUCUCAAAGGUUCCUGCGAUGAAGCUCAGCGGGUAGAUGGCGCUGUGCCGGCGCUGAGGCGAUCCCGGGACAGCCACACGGACUAAUCACAGCAAUGCAGAUGUUUCACGCUCCAUGAUAUUUCACUGAUAUUUGUUUUUCUUCUGUUAUUGUUGCAUCUCCUUUCUGUUACACGUUUAGCUACACUUUGAGUUUAAUUCUUCAGUAUUCACUCUGGUAGAUAUUGAAAAUACAAACCUGUCUGUGAUGCUGUGAUUCUUUUAAGAAUAAAAACAAAAUCACUGUUAACUCCUGCUUUAGAGGUAAGCCAGCAAGAUGCCAGCUCUCCGUGUUAAUGUCUGUUCUGCCUGCUGUUGAACAUCAAUAAAAAGUUCAUAGUCAGAGA
Messenger RNA from Maylandia zebra (zebra mbuna), 2078 nucleotides. The record is from RefSeq and is a predicted model, not a curated record. NCBI's taxonomy places the organism in Eukaryota, Metazoa, Chordata, Actinopteri, Cichliformes, Cichlidae.